GCGUCGCGAAGGGCGCACGUGUUUGCACGAACGAAACGAAUCACGCGUGUGAUGUUUUGAGGAAUUUUUGAAUGUAUCAGUGAUGUGAUUCGUUUUGGAUUGUAUUGCUUUCAGAUGUUUCGUAAUGGUGUAAACAGUAAAGUGGCAAGUUAACAUUAGCGCACUAGUUUACUUUAGUGUGGUGUAGUGUGAGUGUAAUGAAGUGAUAGUGGACACGAUGGCGCCGAAGUUCCUCACACUUCUCUUCGCUGUCAUCUGCUCUCUGGCACACGCUGAAAGAGAUCACGCGUCGUCAUUGGUGGGCAACACUGCCCGACUCCGAUGUCGCAUCGACGGCAAGUCCUGCGGUGAAAUGCACAGUAUCAAGUGGUAUAAGGCCGACACUCGGGUGUACGUGUAUUCGGCUUCGAAGGACGCGGCCAUCAACCGUCCUGAGGGAGAUAUGAUGGACAGGAUGUCAAUUUCCCAUGAGCCAAACGCUACUUUCGCCGAGCUGGUCAUCACCAACGUGAAGGCUGAUGAUGAAGGAGUGUACCGCUGCGAGAUCACCUAUCUGCAGGUCGGGGAGGACUGUAACACCGUGCAAGUCACCGACUUUCAUACUUACAUCAAACCAAAAGCAGUGGAAGUGAUCACGAAUGAUGGAAAAAUAUUGACAAACGGUCAAUCCUACGGGCCACUAUUGGAGCGUGCGAGGGUGAACGUCACUUGUCUGGUGACAGAUGGGAAGCCACAGCCCAAAGUCACGUGGUACUUCAAUGGGAAGGAGCGAUUGGACGCCCAAACAAUAACAGAACAGUCGGUGGUAAAACACGUGCUACCUCUCACCGUGACGCGGACGGAGCUGGACGGCGAGCUAGUCUGCAACGUGUCAUCUGCCGCCCUCGACAAUCCCAUCAUAAGGACACUCAAAUUGGAUGUUAGGGUACCACCAAACAAGAUAGCGAUAUCGGGAGUAGGCGAACAUGUGACGCAAGGAACGCUGUUGACGCUCAUGUGCAGCGUUUCAGGCGCCCGUCCUGCUGCCACCAUCGAGUGGUUCAACGGCACUGAACUACUGACACCAGCAAGUCAAAAUAUACAGCAAAAGGAAAUGGAAUCGAGUGAUACCACAGUGGCCACCAUGUCCAAUCUGACGUUCGAAGCGACGCGGUUCGAGAACGGACGCAGGUUCAUUUGCAAAGCUGUGAACGACGCCAUGAGAGAUAACAAUGAUCAUCCUAUUCAUGCCACGAGGGAACUAGAAGUUUGGUACCCGCCGAUCGUUCACGUGGGCCCGCCCAACAUAACGGUAGUAGAAGGCACCAAGAUCCUACUCAAGAGCGAAUAUGAGAGCAAUCCGUCAUCCCUCACUGAAGUUGUAUGGUAUCGAAAUGGCGAGCGUCUCAACGUAAACUCGAGCCACUACCAAGGAGGAAGCACGGACCAGCACGCGCUGAUCAUUCUCGAUGCUAAUGGAGAUGAUAUGGGGAACUACACCUGUCUGCUCGCCAACGUCGUGGGCAACGGGACCACUGAGGAAAUAAUCAGCGUGAACGUACUAUUCAAGCCCCAAGUUCGUCUAAUAAUGAAUCCAGAGAGUCCAAUUCUGGAAACGGAUCACAAGAAUGUGACAUUGACCUGCGAGGUGGUCUCUGGAAAUCCCUCGGUGCUGGAUGAGGUGAUCUGGUACUUGGACGGAGAGAUCUUGAAGCAUCUGCCCGAAUGUAACGGGACCGACGACAACCUCUGCAACGAAGUGGACCCCUCAAUGCUGCUCCUCCAAGACACGACCAAGAGUUUCCACGGCAACUACUCCUGCAAAGGCAAGAACUACGCCGGCUGGGGAAACGAGAGUCAGAAUACUGAGCUCGUCGUUAACUACCCUCCGGGAGCGGCCAAGUUGACUUACUCCCCUUGGCGAGUGGUGAAGGGCAAGUCUUUGGUGCUGAGCUGUAGCAUCCAGGAGAAAGGCAGGCCUGAAGCCCACAGAUUCCGAUGGCACCGCGGCGGGCGCGUGGUGAGCGACAUCGUGUCCCAGAACUGGACCAUCGACCCCGUGACCUUGGACCAUCGGACCAACUUCUCGUGCCGAGGGGUCAGCGCGGGGGGCGAGGGCGAGCCCGCAUUCGUCAACGUCGACGUCUUGGCGCCACCUAGUUUCAAAUACGCGAUGAACCACUACAGCGGAGCUCUAUACAAAUCUCAAAAUAUAUCCCUGUCGUGCACGGUGGAAUGUGCGCCUCUGUGCAGCGUCCAAUGGCUGAAGGACGGACAGAUCAUUGACCCCGCCAAGACGGACCGAUAUUAUGUCGUCGAUCGGAAGAUCCCUCCCCAAGUCAACAGGAACGACUUCGAGGCCACCGAGUCUACGCUGCACUGGAACAUGUCUUCGUGGCCGGGCGGGGCUCUGUCCCGUUCGUCGGACACGGCUCGCUACACGUGCCGCUCCUCGCGCAACGCCGCCGGGCCCCCCGUCAACUCCACCACCAAGUUCGCCGUCGAGUAUGAACCGGAAAAUAUAACGGUGAUGCCUAAAGUGGUUUCGGUGAUCGAAAACGAAAUUCCAGCCAAAGUCGUGUGUUCUGCGAAGGGAUUCCCCAUGCCCAGCUACAGUUGGCGUCGCGAGCACCUCACGAAGAGCUCGGCCAAGGAGCACUCGAACCGCUCCUUAGUGCUGUCAUCGUCGAACACGCUGCUGCUGGGGCCCAUCGCGAGGAAGGACGCGGGCAACUACGUGUGCGAGGCCUACAACAGGCACGGAGCGGUCAACACUACGGUGUUCAUGGACGUCAUGUUCGUCCCGGAAUGCGGCAUCAAGCAGCAGGAGGUGGACGGGCAGCAGUUGCUGGUCUGCACGGCUCACGCCAACCCCACCGAGGUCUCCUUCUCGUGGAAGCUGAAGAACGACAACGACACGCUGACCGACGAGAAGAUCUGGUCGGAAGGAGCUCAGAGCUUCCUCCGUCUGCGGUCCGGAGUGGACGUGUACCGGACGUACUUGUGCGUCGCCUCCAACGAAGUGGGCGUCUCGAGGCCUUGCGAGAGGGACGUCAUGGCCAACUUGGAUAGUUAUAGCACUAAGGUUUGGUGGCGCGAUCGCCAGAAACUGUUCCUGAUCGGUGGAAUCGCGUUAGCCCUGCUCCUCAUCACCGUGAUCCUGUGCAUUAUCAUUAUCUGCAUCUGCCGACGCAUGAGGGCCAAAUCCAAGUACAAUAAUCCAGUCGAGCUGGAAGAGCGAGAGAAUCCGGACGGUAGCUGUAUAAACGAGGUGUCCAUAGCGCAGUCCAUAAUAUCGCAAGCUUUGCCCGCUUUAUCGCCGCGACUCAAUCUGUCCUUCGGCCCGAAGACCUCCGAUAGGACCAGACUGGUCGAUUCGCAGAACCCACAUUUAGAGAUGAGAGUUCACGAUAAAUCUUCAAAUAGCUUGCAAGCCAGCUUGUCGCAGUUAGAGGCGACGAUCAACGCGAACAGAGCCGACGGGAGCGAAGCGGAGACCGUAGCGGACGACGAGAACGACAGAGUCGAGCCUCUCUCGUCGCCGAACAAGUGGCCUCUGAAGCCCGGCGUGCUCGUUCACGUCAACUCGAACCACACUUUGAGUCCCAAAAACCCCGCCAGACUUCAAAGAGCUCGACCGGCUCGAAACGAAGAGAGCGACUUAGGAUUGUUAGAGCGAAAGAGAAACGACGAAGUUAAGCCUAGGACUGAGCGUUCUAAGAAGAGCGGGGGACCGCUAGCGGGGAUGUUUAAGAACUUCAGAAGAAAAAGCGAUUCGUCAGACGACGACGCCGGAAAGUACAAGAAGAUCAACAAAACGAACAAGAGGGCCGUGUCUCUGAUGAGUAUCAAUAAGAGUUGUGGACCGAAAAGAAUAAGAUCUCUGUUUCAAAGCGAAACUCCGAACGUAAUCGUUACCGAAGGAGUCGUAUCCUUCAAAAGGCCUGACAGAAUGUGCGUAAGCGCUAGAAUUGAACCUCUCAAAGAGACGCAGCAAAACACGAGGAAACGGAAAAAGCCUGGCGACAGCCCUCCUACGAAUGGCGUAGAUAAUGCGGCCAACGGAGCUCUGGGAACGGACAACCCCGGUCUCUAUGAGAACCUGCCGUUCCACGGAUUACAACAACCACCCAACAAGCCAUUCCGGCCGGAGGACCAUUUUGUAUACGCCGAUGUCGAUUUGAAGGAUUAUGGGCCGAUCAACUACAAGGCGGCCUCCAUCUACGCUCAGAUGAAGAAAAUCAAGAAUCAACAGAAAUUACAAGAAAUCCACGACAAAAACAACCCAGACGACGACAUGUUGUGAUCGAGAUAUCUUUUACCAGAGAACCAAAUUUACUAAUCAAUACAUUUAUUUGUAGCGCCUUUUCUCCACGACAAGGACUUCAAGUACUUAUCAACUUUUGUCGAUAAUUUAAAGCAAUAUCUAGAAUUGCGCCUGGCUAGUUGGCCAGCCACUAAAUAAGUUAUGAACUCAAUUUCUGCAAUUAAUACCUAAACGAAAACUAUGCCGAAAAAUUGUCGUGGAGAAAAAGUCUCGUCUGAAAAGUCAGUGGUGACAAUGUUGCAUUUAAUAAUGGACUCCCAUAAAAACCCCACCAAAGUGACCAAAUUCGUUUAAUUCUAAUGUACGUCCCGCUUAAAUAGUGAUGGUGUUUCGUUAAUGUUCGAUAAAACUUGUAUUCAUCCUGUACUAUGUUAACGUUAUAUCAGAGUCGUCUGAUUGACAGUGAUAGGACAGCGAAAUACAGUUCAAAACAGAAUACAGACAUGAAAUGAAACACCUUCACUGCUAUUUAGUUGAGGUUUUGUAAUAACAGAUGGCGUAUUCUCACAACCAAAGAGGGAAACCCGGAUAAAGUAAAUACAAUUAAUGUACAGGUUAGAUGACAGUAGAGAUAUUGUAAAUAAAUGUAGUUUUCAUAAAAUGUACUUGAUAGAGAACACAUAACAGGUGUUAGGGAAUUUAGUCGUAAAUCGUUGGUAACGUUAGUUUGGGCGUCGCUUGUCGUUCGACGUCAAUUGCAUUUCAAAAAUGGUCAAAUUUACAAGAAUUUAGAUGUAUGUUCGCAAAUUCAAAUUUAUUUCAAAAUUUAAAGAUCGGUUAGGGCUUUAAUAUUACGACCGGUUUUUUAGUUUAACGUAUUUUUUAAUGAAUCGGAAACCGCUUCUAACAUUAAAGCCUCGGCCCAUAUCUGGCGUGACUUACCUUUGAAUCUGUUUGGAUAUUUCAAAAUAGAAUUCAGACAAUCAAACAUAAAAGCUACGUAGAUGUCCGAUCUGACUUAGUACCUAAGUAUUAAAAAGUUCAUUUUCUAUACAAAUUAUCAGUCAAUCGUGUUCAGUUAUCGACGCCAGAUUCGGAUCUGAGUCACGUUAAAGAUACGGGCCCUAGUUCACACUCUCCGUCCAAGCGGGAUUGUUUGAUGUUAGCUGCCCCACGCUGAAGUCCUUAAUGCAAUGUUAGGAGAAAAUGAAAAUUCUAACAUUUAAGUUUUUCAAGAAAUACUCAAAGUUUAAUACAUUAUAAGUAUUUUUUUAAUAAAUUUUGCGUUUAACAUUAUUGUUAAAUGACGGCUCCUAAGGAGUUACACGAUUAUCGAAUUUGCUUUAAAACGUUAUUUUUUUAUAUUAUUAACAUUUCAUUUUGUUCCAUAUCGUGACAACAUUGAAAAUUAAUAAAAUAUUAAUCUAGCUAAAAACCCUAACUACUAAUGUUAAUAGAAAUUCAACAAUAUAGACGAUGACCCAGUUUCUGUCGUAGAAUACAUGUAAUUAGGUCAACUACCAGAUGGCGCUUUUUUCAAUUAGAUUUACAUUACAAUCUUUCAAAGUAAUAAUACAAUUUAUUUUUUGAAUCAAUCUGAAACAGGGGGAUGUUGUCUAUAUUUUUGAUUUGAAUUAGAACGGGCGAAGCUCAGUUUUAUUAAAAAGUAAUGUGAAUUAAUUACAAGUAAAAACUUAUGACAGAUUAUUUCUACUUUUUGUGAUAAAUUUUUCGAAUGUAAAUCACACGAUUCUAUGUGAAUUAUUAUUUUUCCGUAAAAGUAUCUUAUCUUUUAUCAAUAUGCGUAGCUGAUGACUAAUAUUAUAUCUAUAAAAGGGAAUUUGAAUUUAUCAACGUAUUAUAUAAUUUUGUGUUAUAUUUCUUUAACAACGGAUAUCAAAAAGAAACAACUACCUAGAUAAAAGUGUUAUCUUCACAUUAAAUCACUAAACGAAGUUAGAAAUUUUGUACAUAAUACAACUUGUUAUAAUAUUAGUGUUAAUAAAAUAAUUUAUGGAUUUUUUCA
This is a messenger RNA of Pieris napi, 6272 nucleotides long. RefSeq names its product hemicentin-1 (gene nrm). Gene Ontology annotation, molecular function: cell adhesion molecule binding. The transcript has 29 exons. The record is from RefSeq and is a predicted model, not a curated record. NCBI's taxonomy places the organism in Eukaryota, Metazoa, Arthropoda, Insecta, Lepidoptera, Pieridae. Gene Ontology annotation, biological process: cell-cell adhesion. Gene Ontology annotation, cellular component: cell-cell junction. Bases 218 to 4285 code for a protein of 1355 amino acids.